AUGGCGGAGGAACUUCCCUACGGCCUCUUCCGCGCCGUCUCGUCCGCCCUCUCCGCCGUAUCGUUCGCGUGUCUCGCCCCUCAUGUUCAACUGCAUGAUGAAGAGGGCAGGCGGCCUCGGGCCAAGAGGCCCUCUUCUCCUUCUUCUUCUUCUGCCGCAGGUUCUUAUGCAGGAGUCGAGAAUUUAGUUAUCAUAGGCUCUGGCCCAGCUGGAUACACAGCUGCAAUUUAUGCGGCACGUGCAAAUUUGAAGCCUCUAGUGUUCGAAGGGUAUCAAAUAGGUGGUGUUCCAGGAGGACAGUUGAUGACUACAACUGAAGUUGAAAAUUUUCCUGGGUUUCCUGAUGGAAUAACUGGUCCUGAUUUGAUGGAUAGGAUGCGGCGGCAAGCUGAAAGGUGGGGUGCAGAACUUUUUCAAGAGGACGUUGAAUCAAUUGAUGUGAGGAAUCACCCAUUUACUAUCAGGAGCAGUGAAAGAGAGGUGAAAUGUCAUACUCUGAUUGUGGCUACAGGAGCUACUGCUAAAAGGCUUAGAUUACCACGUGAAGAUGAAUUUUGGAGUAGGGGAAUAAGUGCUUGUGCAAUAUGUGAUGGGGCAUCACCACUAUUUAAGGGUCAAGUUCUUGCAGUUGUAGGAGGAGGUGAUACAGCUACCGAGGAAGCAUUGUAUCUUACCAAAUAUGCUCGACAUGUGCAUCUUCUUGUUCGGAGAAAUCAACUGCGAGCAUCAAAAGCUAUGCAGGACAGAGUAUUCAACAAUCCGAAUCUUACAGUGCACUUCAACACUGAGGCUGCGGAUAGCAGUCAUGUCGUCAGCAAUAGCAAGGGCCAGAUGUCUGGCAUACUAUUAAAAAGAGUUGAUACUGGAGAGCAGUCAGUUCUAGAAGUGAAAGGUCUAUUUUAUGGUAUAGGUCAUACUCCAAACAGCCAGUUGCUAGAAGGUCAGGUUGAACUGGACAGCGCUGGCUAUAUUUUGGUCAAAGAGGGUGCUGCUAAAACUUCUGUGGAAGGUGUCUUUGCUGCUGGUGAUGUUCAGGAUCAUGAGUGGAGGCAAGCAGUAACUGCUGCUGGAUCUGGAUGUAUAGCUGCUUUAUCUGUUGAGAGAUAUUUGGUGACCAAUGAUCUUCUUAUUGAAUUUCACCAGCCUGUACGUGAAGAGGAAAAGAAGGAACUUUCAGAUAAGGACGUGCAAAUGGGCUUCGACAUUACACGUACGAAGCACAAGGGCCAGUACGCUCUAAGGAAGUUAUAUCACGAAAGCCCGAGGCUAAUAUGUGUUCUAUAUACUGCACCAACAUGCGGUCCAUGUAGGACAUUGAAACCUAUACUGGGCAAGGUGAUAGAUGAAUUUGAUCAGAAUGUACAUUUUGUUGAAAUUGACAUAGAGGAGGAUCCCGAAAUUGCAGAAGCGGCAGGAAUUAUGGGAACACCGUGUGUGCAGUUUUUCAAAAAUAAGGAAAUGAUCAAGUCUGUGUCUGGUGUUAAAAUGAAGAAGGAAUACAGGGAAUUUAUCGUGGCAAACAAAUGAAAGAGAGCCUGGAUGCUCAGCGGUUUUCUUUGAUGUUAUUUCAGAUCCUACUUUUAUCUUGUGAGAUGCCAUCUGAUUUGAGCUGGCCAUUUUUUUCCCAUUUGAGUCAUUUAAAGCACGGUGCUCAUGCGUCUUCUUGCUCUUUUUCGUAUCAAGGGAAAUAAAUUAAUACCUCACCUUUUCAUUCAUGUCUGUUGAAUUGUAAUUCUGGAUGAUCCAUCAAGCUUCACUCACGUUCAAAGUUGA
Messenger RNA from Asparagus officinalis (garden asparagus), 1773 nucleotides. Its product is annotated as thioredoxin reductase NTRC. Gene Ontology annotation, biological process: removal of superoxide radicals. The transcript is spliced from 12 exons. Gene Ontology annotation, cellular component: cytoplasm. The coding region runs from base 1 to 1527 and encodes 508 amino acids. Gene Ontology annotation, molecular function: thioredoxin-disulfide reductase (NADPH) activity. The record is from RefSeq and is a predicted model, not a curated record. NCBI's taxonomy places the organism in Eukaryota, Viridiplantae, Streptophyta, Magnoliopsida, Asparagales, Asparagaceae.